UCCACCUGGGCCUGUAGCUCGUUCGCCCCGGCGGGGCCCGGUCGCCACUUCCGGCCGCUCACCUGGGACGCGGUCACUUGCCGCAGGGCGCCUGGGCAGCAGAAUGAAGGACCGGCUGGAGCAGCUGAAGGCUAAGCAGCUGACACAGGAUGAUGACUCCAGUGAGGUUGAGAUUGCCAUUGACAACACAGCUUUCAUGGACGAGUUCUUCUCUGAGAUUGAGGAAACUCGGCUCAACAUUGACAAGAUCUUGGAGCAUGUGGAGGAGGCUAAGAAACUCUACAGUAUCAUUCUGUCUGCGCCGAUUCCAGAGCCAAAAACCAAAGAUGACCUAGAGCAACUCACAAGUGAGAUCAAGAAAAGGGCCAACAACGUCCGGAACAAACUGAAGAGCAUGGAGAGGCAUAUUGAAGAAGAUGAGGUCCGCUCGUCAGCAGACCUCCGCAUUCGGAAAUCCCAGCACUCCGUCCUCUCCCGGAAGUUUGUGGAGGUGAUGACCAAAUACAAUGAGGCUCAGGUGGACUUCCGUGAACGCAGCAAAGGGCGAAUCCAGCGGCAGCUCGAAAUCACCGGCAAAAAGACCACAGAUGAGGAGCUGGAGGAGAUGUUGGAGAGUGGGAACCCUGCCAUCUUCACUUCCGGGAUCAUUGACUCCCAGAUUUCCAAGCAAGCCCUCAGUGAGAUCGAGGGACGGCACAAGGACAUCGUGAGGCUGGAGAGCAGCAUCAAGGAGCUUCAUGACAUGUUUAUGGACAUCGCCAUGCUGGUGGAGAACCAGGGUGAGAUGUUAGACAACAUAGAGUUGAAUGUCAUGCACACAGUGGACCAUGUGGAGAAGGCACGAGAUGAAACUAAAAGAGCCGUGAAAUACCAGGGUCAGGCCCGGAAGGGAGCCAUGAUUGACCGUAUUGAGAACAACAUGGACCAGUCAGUGGGUUUCGUGGAACGGGCCGUGGCCGAUACCAAAAAGGCCGUCAAGUAUCAGAGUGAAGCUCGGAGGAACCCGAUUUUCCUGCAGCCUGGUGUGGCCACCUUGUCUUCAGAUGGGAACGGAGUUUGAAUGGCCUUCCUGAGACAUACUGGGACCCAUUCCUUUGUUUCCUUGUAACCAUCCUUGGACCUGACCCAGCAAACCAUCUGGUCCUGGAGGAAUCUCAUCUACCUGAUACAACUUUGAGUUUUCCUCAAAACCUUCCCUGCCCACCAGUUCAGAAGUACCUUCUCUCCUGGAAUGUCUGAACCAACCCAGCUUCUCUUUCUUCCCUCUGAUGUGUCAAAUUUUGCCUCGCACCUUGGAAAGCCUAUCUGAGACCUCCCCAAGGUGCUGUAUUUUCUACCUCAUGGAGUAUUCUUCUCCCAGAAAUUGCAAUGUAUUUUUUUUAAGAGGGGGGCGGUUCUUUAACAAAGCAAAAGGAUUCUUCCAGGUUUGACCACAAUAAGGCUUGGACCUGAGUCUUCUCCCUGGCAGGAUCCCGGUCCUCACAGUUUAUUGUCCCCAAGUCCUGAAAAUAUGAGGGAUUGGCAGAUGUCAUUUUGGUCUGGGAAGCUGACUUGAUGUUCAGCCUUAAAUUAAGCUCUUAGUAUGUUCAGCUUCGUGGCCAACUUCGAUAUUUGUCUGUGCUGUAUUCUCUCGUGUUUACUUAAGGAGGUGCCAGCAUGAUACAGUCACCUGAGGUUACCAUUUGUGAAGGUGGAGCGUAUGGAAUAUUUGUCUUCAUGGCUGAGUCUUGGAAACUCGUUGCUCACUGUUAGAGUGAUGCUUUAGGAAGCAAUUGCUUUGAGGCCAGAAAUAACCAAGUACUUAAAGUCGGGCCGGGGACAAGGUGCUUGAGUCUCAGGCACUGGAAUUGUUUCAGACUGGUGCGAGCAUUCACCCAUUUCAUGUGUUCCAGAUGAGUUUUUAUAAUUGUGUGUGAGAUAUAUGUACAUAUAUAUGUGUGUCUCUCAUGAAGUACGAAUCUAGAAGUGGAGGAUAUUACAACCUCAGAAAAAUAACCUUGAGCUAGGCUAAAACUUAAGUGAGAGACAUUUGCUUACCUGCAAAUGAAUCAUAGAAAUAUGAUCUUCCCAUGUCAUCGAGAAACCUGCCGUUUCGGGAUGAGUACUGGGAGAAUCAUAGAUCUUUUGGGUGAGGAUAAGUUGAUCUCCAUUAAGUAUUUCUGCUUAGCAGACAGGCGUGACAAGCUUUGACCUCCCUCCCCCAUCUCCCCUGCUGCCUUGGCUAGGUUUGUCCUGAGACCAUCCCACUGGCAAUUUGAUACAAUUUGUGUGAUCUUUGGAAUGCCAUCUCCAGGGCUGAGUCAGCUGGGGGACACCAGGGACUAGAAUAGCUCUCUCUUCUACUAGGUUAAUGAGCUUGACAGGUUCUUUGUCUCCCCCAAUUCUUGUCAUGGAGGAAGUAAUGGCUGAUCAACUUCCAAGUGCAGGACUGUGCUGAUCGGGUGGUGAGCCUCUCCGAUUCCCUGCCCGUCUCUGCCAGUCUGCCUGAUUUUUCUUUCAGCCUUUGGUUUUCCCGCUUUUUAGGAUAGGGUGAGCACCCUAGUCCAGGCACUGCCCAUUGGCUUCCUGCGCAAAGGCUACUUACUCCAGUCAUUGCCACACUCCGACGGAGCCUAGGCGAGGCCCUCUUGCCCACGGCUGUGAAGUUGACAGUGGACUGACUCCAGCCGUAAGGCCAGACAAGCUCUAAUCAUAGGCUUUUGCUCUCCUGAGAUUGAGGCCUGGGGCUUAUAGUUUGGAAUACAAGUGAAGGGUUUUGUUGUUGUUGUUGUUUGUAUUUUUUUAAUGUAAACUUGAUUAUUUUAUUGCUAUUUAAAAAAUAAAUGACUUUAUAUUGAUUGUGAAACA
Messenger RNA from Rhinolophus ferrumequinum (greater horseshoe bat), 2847 nucleotides. It is a transcript of the gene STX3, whose product is annotated as syntaxin 3. The transcript has 11 exons. Gene Ontology annotation, cellular component: SNARE complex; plasma membrane; endomembrane system. The coding region runs from base 104 to 1060 and encodes 318 amino acids. The record is from RefSeq and is a predicted model, not a curated record. Gene Ontology annotation, molecular function: SNARE binding; SNAP receptor activity. NCBI's taxonomy places the organism in Eukaryota, Metazoa, Chordata, Mammalia, Chiroptera, Rhinolophidae. Gene Ontology annotation, biological process: exocytic insertion of neurotransmitter receptor to postsynaptic membrane; intracellular protein transport; synaptic vesicle fusion to presynaptic active zone membrane.